CUCGUCCACUCUAUCUGCAUCGGAUGUGAGCUGAUGACACCAAUCUGAGUCGAAGCUUCACCCCACCUGCGUUUUGCUUCUCCAUUUUAUUUUUCGUUGCGCAAGCUUCUGUCUCCUCCAUCACAACUUCCUUUGACUGCUAUCAUUACCAUGUCUGCGGUUCCCGCGCCCAAGGUUGCCCCGCCACAGGGUAUGCGCAAAAAUGGUAUGGUCGCAAAAUUUGACCUCUUCACCAGCUUCUCUUAACACCCUACAGGAAAGCAAUGGCAUGAACCCAAGACCGCAUUCCGGCCGAAAGCUGGGAAUUCCACAUAUGAAAAGCGACAGGCAGAGAGGGUUGCUAUGGCUGCAGUCAAGGCAAAGGAAAAGGAAAUGAAGGAGGAGAAGGAGGCCGAGAGACUGGUAUGUUAUGAUACCUGAUUGCUUCUGGGUUGCGCUAUGCAUCACAGCUAUACAUCACCCCACGGCGCCAUGCAUUCUGCUCUAGUUAUCAAGCUGAUUUUUAUUGCAGAGACGGACAGCAGCCUUAAAGGAAAAGCGACUUGCAAAAGAAGAAAAGGCACGAUACGAGAAAUUAGCAGAGACGAUGCACAAGAAGCGAGUCGAGCGACUAAAGAGAAAGGAAAAGCGAAACAAAAUGUUGAAAUCAUGACACCUGAUUGCGAUAUAUCAAAGCAUUGCAUUACAUUGUUGGCGUUGGGCACCUACGGGGAAAUUGGCGUUGAGA
Messenger RNA from Hymenoscyphus albidus, 727 nucleotides. The record is from the annotation of a GenBank genome assembly. NCBI's taxonomy places the organism in Eukaryota, Fungi, Ascomycota, Leotiomycetes, Helotiales, Helotiaceae.